Zonotrichia albicollis (white-throated sparrow) is the source of this 8306-nucleotide messenger RNA. RefSeq names its product zinc finger MIZ-type containing 1 (gene ZMIZ1). The record is from RefSeq and is a predicted model, not a curated record. Gene Ontology annotation, cellular component: chromatin. Gene Ontology annotation, molecular function: SUMO ligase activity; zinc ion binding. Gene Ontology annotation, biological process: protein sumoylation; regulation of transcription by RNA polymerase II. Lineage: Eukaryota; Metazoa; Chordata; Aves; Passeriformes; Passerellidae.
AGAAUAGCCAAUGUAAUUUGACACUUCAACUUGCUGUGCUCUCUGCUAGUUGAUUCACUUACUCACCCACUAACAUUGAGCUCCUUUUCACUGUCUGUGGGCAAGGGGAAAAAAAAGGGGGGGGAAGGAAGAAAAAAGAAAGCAGGGGGAGAAGGAAGAAAGGAGGGGAAUAAACAAAAUUAUAUAUUUAAAAAUACCCGAGUAGAGCUGCAAAUCAGUUGGGAAAGAGGAUUUUGCCUGCCUUCUUCCUUAUUAUUUUGCUGCUGCAAGGCUGCUUUGCAAUCCGUAGGAAAUACUGUUGUGCUGAGGAAGAAAACAGCUCUCUCCUCCCCCUUUUUUUUUCCCCACCCUCCCCUCCUUUCUUCUUGCCUGAUUCAGAAGCUCCAGGAAUGUGCUAAUUGGCGGUGGCCUCUUCAGAAAGCUGCUUGUACUGUAUGUACCCCUGGAACCAGGACAAAGUUGGCAACAGCUAUGCAUGGAAAUUGGUGAAAAUUCAUGAAAAUUGCACAGGCUAAAGGAAAAUGGAUCUUGUUAUGUGAGGGCGUUGAGGAAACAGUCCCCAGCUACUGAGAGGAAGAAAGGCCGGUGGGAAAUACUCAGAUUGAGGGAUUUUAAUGGCUUUCAGGUAGAAGAAAGUGGAGACAAUCAAAAUGAAUUCUAUGGACAGGCACAUACAGCAGACCAAUGACCGGCUGCAGUGCAUAAAACAGCACUUACAGAACCCAGCAAACUUCCAUAAUGCAGCAACAGAGCUCCUGGACUGGUGUGGAGACCCCAGAGCCUUCCAGAGACCGUUUGAGCAGAGCCUGAUGGGCUGUUUGACGGUGGUAAGUCGAGUGGCAGCUCAGCAAGGAUUUGACUUGGAUCUUGGAUACAGGCUACUGGCAGUAUGUGCAGCCAACAGGGACAAAUUCACUCCAAAAUCAGCUGCCCUGCUUUCAUCGUGGUGUGAGGAGCUGGGACGGCUCUUGCUGCUUCGCCACCAGAAAAGCCGGCAGAACGACCCUCCCGGGAAGCUCCCCAUGCAACCCCCCAUGAACUCUAUGAGCUCCAUGAAACCCACCCUCUCUCACAGUGAUGGGUCUUUCCCUUAUGAUUCUGUUCCCUGGCAACAAAAUACCAACCAGCCUCCAGGCUCUUUGUCAGUGGUCACCACAGUAUGGGGUGUGACUAACACCUCUCAAAGCCAGGUGCUGGGAAAUCCAAUGGCAAAUGCUAACAACCCUAUGAACCCAGCAGGAAAUCCCAUGGCUUCUGGGAUGACAACCAGCAACCCUGGAAUCAAUUCCCCUCAGUUUGCUGGACAGCAGCAGCAAUUUUCAGCCAAGGCAGGCUCCACUCAGCCAUACAUACAGCAGGGCAUGUAUGGCAGACCCAAUUAUCCUGGAAGUGGAGGGUUUGGUGGCAGUUACCCUGGAGGCCCAAAUACCCCUGCAGGAAUGGGGAUCCCCCCCCACACGAGGCCACCAGCUGAUUUCACCCAGCCAGCUGCAGCUGCUGCCGCUGCUGCAGUUGCAGCUGCAGCUGCUACAGCAACAGCUACAGCUACAGCCACUGUGGCAGCCCUUCAGGAAACACAGAAUAAGGACAUGAACCAGUAUGGACCGGUUUGUUCCUCUUUCCAGAUGGGUCCAACUCAGGCUUACAACAACCAGUUUAUGAACCAGCCUGGUCCUCGUGGUCCUGCUUCCAUGCCAGGCAACAUGAACCCAGCAAGCAUGGGAGCAGGGAUGACACCUUCCAGCAUGAGCGGGCCACCCAUGGGCAUGAACCAGCCCCGGCCUCCUGGAAUGAGCCCCUUCAGCACCCAUGGGCAGAGGAUGCCUCAGCAGGCCUACCCAGGCCCACGCCCCCAGUCUUUGCCUAUACAGGGCAUAAAGAGACCAUACCCAGGAGAGCCCAAUUAUGGAAACCAGCAGUAUGGACCAAACAGCCAGUUUCCAAACCAGCCUGGUCAGUACCCCACGCCCAACCCUCCGAGACCCCUCACAUCUCCCAACUAUCCUGGACAGAGGAUGCCAAGCCAGCAAAACACAGGGCAGUACCCUCCUCCAACAGUCAACAUGGGGCAGUAUUACAAGCCAUCAAGGCCUGUACCUGUGGCAAAUUACCCUCAUUCACCUGUUCCAGGAAACCCCACGCCACCCAUGACACCAGGGAGCAAUAUUCCUCCAUACCUGUCACCCAACCAGGAUGUCAAACCACCAUUCCCACCUGACAUUAAACCAAAUAUCAAUGCUUUACCACCACCUCCGAAUGCUAAAGGGAAAGUUCACGCCUUCUCUCCCUCUCCGAUCCCAGCCAACCACACGGACGAGCUGCGCCUGACGUUCCCCGUGCGGGAUGGGGUUGUCCUGGAGCCCUUCCGGCUGGAGCACAACCUGGCAGUCAGCAACCACGUCUUUCACCUGCGCCCCACUGUGCACCAGACUCUGAUGUGGAGGUCUGACUUGGAAUUGCAGUUUAAGUGCUAUCACCAUGAAGACAGACAAAUGAACACAAACUGGCCAGCUUCAGUCCAGGUCAGCGUUAAUGCAACCCCACUUACCAUCGAGCGUGGUGACAACAAGACAUCUCAUAAACCUCUGCACCUAAAGCACGUCUGCCAGCCAGGGAGAAACACCAUUCAGAUUACAGUCACAGCGUGCUGUUGUUCGCACUUGUUCGUGUUGCAGUUGGUGCACCGGCCAUCGGUCCGCUCCGUACUCCAAGGUCUACUAAAGAAACGCCUCCUCCCAGCAGAGCAUUGUAUCACCAAGAUCAAGAGGAACUUCAGCAGCGUAGCAGCUUCCUCUGGCAAUGCAACACUAAAUGGGGAGGAUGGGGUGGAGCAGACUGCUAUCAAAGUGUCUCUCAAGUGUCCAAUCACAUUCCGGCGGAUCCAGCUCCCGGCCAGGGGUCACGACUGCAAGCACGUGCAGUGCUUUGAUCUGGAAUCUUACUUGCAACUGAACUGUGAAAGAGGAACUUGGCGGUGUCCAGUAUGCAAUAAAACUGCUCUUUUGGAGGGCUUGGAGGUUGACCAGUAUAUGUGGGGUAUUCUGAACGCCAUACAAAACUCCGAGUUUGAAGAAGUUACCAUUGAUCCAACUUGCAGUUGGAGGCCGGUCCCUAUAAAGUCAGAUAUUCACAUCAAAGAUGACCCAGAUGGCAUUCCCUCAAAAAGAUUUAAGACAAUGAGUCCAAGCCAGAUGAUCAUGCCAAAUGUAAUGGAGAUGAUUGCAGCUUUGGGUCCUGGUCCGUCACCUUACCCAUCCCUACCCCCUCCUCCAGGAGGCAACAACUCCACUGAAUAUGGUAACCAAGGCAACAGUUACCAAGGUCAUGGCAAUUUUGACUUCCCGCAUGGGAAUCCUGGUGGCACAUCUAUGAAUGACUUCAUGCAUGGGCCACAGCUGUCACAUCCCCCAGACAUGCCGAGCAGCAUGGCAGCUCUGGACAAACCUCUCAGUCACCCCAUGCAGGAAUCUAUCCCUCAUCCCGGCAGCACUGAUCAGUCCCAUACUUCCAUGCAGCAAGGUUUGCACGUCCCUCACCCCAGCAGCCAGUCAGGGCAGCCAUUACAUCACAGCGGGCCUCCUACCCAGCAGUCCCGGCAGCCACCCCCGGCCGCUUCUAGCAACCAUCCACACAGUGACCUGACCUUUAACCCCUCCUCAGCCUUAGAGGGUCAGGCUGGUGGACAGGGAGCACCCGACAUGCCGGAGCCCUCGCUGGAUCUGCUUCCAGAACUCACAAAUCCAGAUGAGCUGCUUUCAUACCUGGAUCCUCCUGAUUUGCCAAGCAAUAGCAAUGAUGACCUUCUGUCUCUCUUUGAGAACAACUGAAACCAUGUGUAUUCUCCCAUCCUUUUCACUUGUUCACACGUGUGUGGCUGCACAGCGAGGAAUCUUAACACUCCUUUUCCACAAGAGAAGAAAAAACCUCACAACUCGAUCCAAUGGUGCACUCCCCGCUUUCUUCAUCUCAGAACUGCUUUUGUUAGCUUCAAAGACUGCGAAAGUGACGGGAGAAAAUAAUACAAAAGUUAAAUAAAUGCAGCAGUCUCCGAGUCUGCCAUGCUACAUGUGACAAAGAAGCAUAGACAGUUGUGCAGCUAUUGGAAACCCCAUUUGGUGUUCAUCCUCUAGAGAGAGAGUUCUGUGAUAAACAUAGUGUGAAGUAUCUUGGCAAAACCGGAUCUUGGCAAGGGAAGAAAAAUCAACAGAAUGGAACUGUCUUUAAUUGACCCGUCUCAGAGUGUCUUUACAAUGCUUGUUCUUCCAUUUUUUUGAAACUGUAUCUCCCUCUACCCCACCUCUCCUCUACCCCCCUCCAGCCAUGGGUUUGCGUUGGAAUAAUUGUCCUGGCCACACACAAAAUGAAAAAAAAAACACCUACAAAGCUCAAAAAAGCACAAAUCCUACAGUCAAGUGGCAGAGUUAGGGAAGACACACAGGCCUGUCAGAGGGAGCCAGCAGUGUAGCUAAUGCCACUUCAGUAACGGCCUGAGCUCUGCAGGCCGCAGCCGUGGGUGUCGGGAUUUCUGCACGUGCAGGGAUCUUUACCAUCUCUUUGCAGAGGAUUCCUCUGGCCCAGCACACAGAUUGGAAGCACCCAGGAAAAUUUUUUUUAAAGUUUGCAAUGUUUAGGGAUUUUCGUGAUUUGGUUUCAGAUCAGUACCGUUUCUGACUGCGUUAACAUCCAGCUGUAGAGAUUGCUGUCAUAGAUCUUUUUGCCAUGUAUGCCAUACGUAAUUGGCAUAUGGAAAAGAGAGGGAGGGGGGAUGCAAACCAAACUGUUCCUGAUUAUUACCUACAGCCUUCGGUGCCCCAAGAGUUUAUGUCACUGUCUGUACUGCACAAUGCAUAGUAAGACAAGCUGGGUUGAAGGCAGCGAGGAAAUCAUUGCAGGAUGGAGGGAGAGUAACAUCAUUUUCUGCAUAAUUAUUUUUAAUAAUCAGCUUGAGAAGGGGCAUUGACAUUGGACAGACGUCUUACAGCUUCAUUUUAGUUUUGCUUUGCAUUCUGUUUUCAUGACUGUUACAGAUACUUCCGCCUUUUCCUUUUCUUCUCCUUCAGUUUCUUUUUGUUAACUUUGGCUGCUGGGAUGCGCUCUUUCUUCUGAAGGACCGAGUGUGUGGAGAAUAAGUACCUGUCAGUAGAUUGCUACUGCCCUCAAGAGACCCUGCUGCCACAAUUACUGCCUUGCCCCUGUGAUCUUUGCUUCUCGUGUGGUUGCUGCUCCUGCAUGAGCUUCCUAUUGCUUCUGUGCCCAUUUCUGUGCUCUUUGUCUCUCUCUCUCUCUUAUAAAUGAUGUACAGUAGCUGUGUAAGAAGUGCAUGUGUGCCAACUUUGCCCUCGUGGUGCAACAUUUCAGCUUUUCCCCACUGUACAGUUACUGGUUUUGUUUCUUUUGAUACUAAAGCAUAUUUGACCCUACUCCUUUUCCUCUUCCCAAAUCCAAACACCCUUCAUUUGCUCGCCACAAUGCAUUUUAAACUGAAGUGCCAGGCAAAAUUUUGUUUGUUCCUGUCAGUUUGACUAGCUAGCUUCCUAGCCCUCUGUGUUUAGUUUGCAAUGCUGUAAAUGGCAUGCUCUGUGCUUACGACUCUGGAUUUGCUUUCCUCACCAAAGUCAUAUUUGUAAAUUCUCUGCAUUUUUUGUUUUCUUUUGCUCUGUUUGUUAACAUUUCCCACUACUGCUGUACAUGCGUUGUGGUAUAUAUAUGCUAGUCAGCAGCACCUUGCUGUAGAUAUUAAAGGAAAUGGCGGUUUAGUUCUUUUAUUUUCCAGUAGGAGUAUUGAAUCUGUCAAACGUAUUAUGUAGAAAUGGUCCCACACUUAUAUUUUUCCUCUUUCAAGUUUUUUUAAGAAAGGCGCUGUUCAUUAUGCAAAAUCAAUUAUUUUAAGAAUUGCUAUUGUAAAUAUCUUUGUGAAUAUUUUAGUAUCGUCUUUGAUAAUAUUCAACAUUUUCAUGAUCUGGUUAUACUUUUGCUGGUGUUUUUAAAUACCUUGUCUGAAGAAAAAUAUGGGUCCUUUUUUAAAAAAGAAAAUUGAGGGUUCUUUAACAGAAUAAGGGAGUUGGGUUUUGGGUUUUUUUCCCCCCUAUUUUCUUUUGGUAAGUUAGCCCAAAUUUCAUAUCCAUUUAUGUGAUGAAUGAAUUGAUACAUCAGGCAGUACCUGGAUAAUCAGGGCCCAGCUCUGUCAUGGAAACAUAAUUGUGUUUGCCUAGGGAAAAAGUAACCCCAACUGAUCAACCAGUGUUCAUUGACUGUGGGUGAUCGUGAGCUGGUAAUGGCAGAGUUUGUUCAUUUGCCCAAAUGAGCAGAACACGUAGGACCAGCUGUCUGACCAGGUAAAGAUCUUGCACUAAGGCAAGCAGCAAAUCUGUAUGGUACCGUAUUUAUAUCGCUGUACUGGUGCUCCAGUCUCUGAAACUGGGGCAAAGACACUUAGGGAUGUUGGUGGGUGGGGGAGGGAAACAGUAUAGUAUAUUUUAUUCUGCUUAGAAAUGUCUUUUUUCUUAUGUAGGCUUGACAACCUGUAGAGGAUCUGUGCAGAAUAUUAAAGAUACCUUGGUGUAAUACAUGGUAAUAUGGUUGUAAUAUCACACAAUUCCUAGGAAAGACCAUUGUUCAGUUACUGAUACAGAUGUGUUGUGUAGCCAUUUUCCUGUAGUAGUUUCCCCCUGGUUUUUUGCUGCAUUUUUUAUAUAGGUCUGGAAGUCAUGUGCAGAGGUGGCUAAUGAUAAACUGACUUUAUGCCAUUAGAGUUAGUUUUUUUCUAUUUGGGGGGUAAGUUCCUUAAGCCAUAGGUUUGGGAAUAAAGAAGAUUUCUCACUAUUAGUUGGAACUGGUUGCUCUGAUUUUUUUAAUUGAUUCUAUUUCAUGUUUCAUUCUCCACUGAUUCCUGAGCAGCUAAGUUAGUCACCUAAAAUGAAUUUUCUCUUAAAUACAAUAUUAGUAUUUUAAGCCAGGUAUGUUAAGGAUUGACCUUUUGCUAACUGCUAGUAUUUAAAAUGUAUCAUUUAAAAGUACCUGUUGGAAAGCAUAAAGGGAAAAAAAAGCCCCAUAGAUAUUAGCAAUAUGUUUGAAGCAGUGUUGGCAUCUGCUUUGUACAGUAGUAGAUAAUUAAAGCGGACAGUUGACAUCUUUAAACUUACAGAAAUGUUUGGUUUCUAAGCAGAACUUAAAAAAGAAAGUACAAUUUUUACCCAUCACCCAAACGUUGGACAUUUGAGACAGUUUUAAAAUUUAUCUGUCACCUAAAAUCAGGUACUGUAUAGUGAAGUCACUAUGAAAAAGCUUCUGAAAAUUUAGUUAUUUUUUUAUCUGUUCACUGCCGUAAUAAAGUUUAGAGAAAAAAAACCCUAGCAAAUAGGGUAAUCACAGUAAUUUCUUUUAAAGUUUAAUUAUUAUAUGAGAUUCCAGUAGUAUUUUUCUUCUUUUUUUUUUUUUUGUUGGUUUACCUUUUAAUUGUUUCCCUAUGGAAGUUCAUCUGGGAAAGAACCCACAGAGAUCUACAGUUCUGCUGCCAAGACAUUAUUAUAGGACUGACAGUACACGCCAGUGUCUGCAGCGGAGACUCAAGGGACAGCUGUACAUAUGUAAAUGACAAAUAGAGACAUGUUAACAGAAAUGCAUACAUUUUCCUUGGAAUGUGCAUUGUUUUUAUUUCGCAGGAAAAAAAAGCUUGAAGCUCCAUCUUAUGUGGAAAAUGAAUCCUGUUUGUUAGCGUUUGUGGAGUCUCAGCAUUUGUUCCACUUUCACUUCUGUAAUAUACUCUGAUCCUUUGUUUUGUUUUGUUUUAUCUACAUGUAAUAUUUAGCUUACGUGUACUAGUCUAUCACCUGUGUAUUUUUAGGGUGCUACAGAAAUAAUGAAGAAAAAUACGGGGAUUAAAAAAAAAAAGAAAAAAAAUUGUAACCAAAUUCAUACUUUGUACAAUUUUUGAUAUCACGAUCAGAGGAGAAUUAAAAAAAAAAAAGUACAAUCUGAGGUAACAUGCAAAAAUGGCCAUUGUCUUUGUUUGUACAUUGUAUGUACAGUACAAUGCAAUCAUUUCAUACUUUAAACUGGUCAGAAAAAAUAAUUGUGAUUUUUAGUCUUGCAAAACUGUAUGUAGUUAGAUGAUGUGACAACCUAAUAUUUAUCUAAUAAAUAUGUAUUCAGAUGAAACCUGUAUAUUAGGUGUUCAUGUGGUUAUUUUGUAUUUAAAGAUCAAAUUAUUUGACUAUUGCUAGACAUUUAUAUACUCUGUUGUAACACUGAAGUAUUCUCAUUUGCUCAUGUUAAAUUUUUUUUCCUAAAUAAAUUUGCAAAAUUAA